Monopterus albus (swamp eel) is the source of this 1796-nucleotide messenger RNA. Its product is annotated as von Willebrand factor C domain-containing protein 2-like. Gene Ontology annotation, molecular function: protein binding. The record is from RefSeq and is a predicted model, not a curated record. Bases 132 to 797 code for a protein of 221 amino acids. Gene Ontology annotation, cellular component: AMPA glutamate receptor complex. Gene Ontology annotation, biological process: negative regulation of BMP signaling pathway. Lineage: Eukaryota; Metazoa; Chordata; Actinopteri; Synbranchiformes; Synbranchidae. The transcript has 3 exons.
UUUUCCAGAAGUGUGCGCAGCCCCAGACCACUGGAGGAUUUUUGCGAACAAAACACAAAUGGACUGCAGUAGAUGUUUCACUUUGCUUCUUAGUUAAUCAUUUUGAUUUGGACAAAAUAAAUCAUCAGAUCAUGGCAAAAGUUUUUAUUGAGCGGUUUUCCUUGGAGCGAAUGCGUACGACCGUUUUGGCGCUUCUGCUUUGCGCACAGACAGGUUAUGGCUUCUCAGUCGCCGGACAACAGGAGAACACCUGCGAGGCCAACGGCAGCAUAUACUAUGUGGGGGAAUGGUAUUUUCUAGACUCAGACCACUGCACCCAGUGUAAGUGCACUGCUGAGGGCUCUGCAUGUGCCCGCACUGAGUGCACCUCUCUCCCGGCUGCAUGCAUCCAUGUCAGCCACUAUCCCACUGACUGCUGCCCCAGGUGCGAGAAGAUCGGGUGUGAGUACCGAGGGGUGGUGUACGAGCUGGGGCAGAACUUCCAGCCAUCAGAAUGUGAGCAGUGCACUUGUGACAGUGAUGGCAUAGCCCGCUGUCUGGUUGCAGAUUGUGCCCCUCCACCGUGUGUCAACCCUGUCUACCAGCCUGGAAAAUGCUGCCCUGAAUGCAAUGAGGGUCCUAACUGCUAUGUUGACGCCUCACGCAGUCAAGUGAUUCCUGCAGGAGAGCCCGUCUGGGUCAACUCCUGCACCAAGUGUCGCUGCCACGAUGGCCAGGAUGCUGGCUACUGGGAGGGAUACCGUCUCGCCACCCGUUCCCGCCUCAAAAACUGGACGCCUGAACAACCAUCCACUUAGCAAAACUGAGUCAGUGUCAGCAGAGAACCAGCUAUCUUAAAAUGCAUAUUCCUUGAUGACCAAUCAGCUGUACACGUUCCAUCUCUAAGAACAUGCUACAUUCUGCUGUGUAGCUGAAAAUCUCACUGGUAUAGCCAGACUUAAAGGGUCAUUGCACCAACAAAAAUUCAUCAUGUAAACAAAGCAACCAAAGAUUUUAAAACAUGACCGACCAUCUGACCUGAUCACUUGUCCACUAUUUUUGUAAUAAUGAUAAGAUUCACAAAAUUUAUCACUUUGGUGGACACUGCCAAUGGACCAGUCAAAGCUGCAGGGUCACUGCAUUCGAGUGGGGUUUGGCAGUGUGAUUAACUGCAGAUUUGUUAAGGAAUUUACAAAACUAAAGUAUAAUAUCAACAAAGGCAGAUCCAACUUAUUUAUCUAAUGUUGUGGUCCUGUCAUGUUGUUGUUAUUUAAGUUUAUUUUGUGCUCUCAAAAAGCACACCGUAUUCCUAAACAAAGUUAUGUUUAAUUUAAUUACCAUAAACAAGCUGAUCAGAAACCUUAUGAUCAGGUAGUAUUACGCCAACAAGGCCGAGUCCCCACAAUGUGUUAACAGCUUUUGGUCCCCAUAAUGUAAGUAAUACAAAGGCACAUACACAGUAAAAUACACCAUGUUACAAUCUUUAACCAUCAGAUUUAAUGACUGUAUAGAAAAAGUAGGUUUGAUAUGACAUAAUGCAUUCUAUAUAAGAUAUAACAUUUUCAACAUUCAAUGUACAAAAAACAAAAAAACAUAGCUAGAGAUACAGUAAUUUUUUAAAAACACCCACAGGCUUGAAAGUCCAUUUGCUCUCUGCAGCAGACAAGCAAAAAUGUAUAUGAAUUUCAUUUCAAAUAUGUAACCACCUGAGGUGUGCUUGACAACUGGAACAGCUCCAAAAGUCAAAAGUCUAUUAAGAAACAUCAAGCACUCCUCAUGGCUGCUCUCAUUCUUAAGUAAAAGAACUGUUUCAUUAA